UGCUCAGUUGUCUCGGUACGCGACGCGGCACACAACGCCUGGAUAUACAUACAUAUUUUGUAUAUAGGUUAACUAUAUAGAUAAAAGCAAGCAUAAAAGUCCUGCAGCUCGAUUGUCCGGCUGAUAUUACGCAUACGCCACAUUGAACAGCAGCAGCAGCCGCAGCUGAGAGGGAACAGUGCUAAGCGAUGAAGGAGACCAAGGUACUGGAGGAUAGCGACGUCUCGAUGCUGUCCGAAUCGCUGCUGAAGAUAGCCAAGCGGGAGCUGCGCGAGGACAAGUGCACGCGGGAGCAGAGUCUGGAGCAGCUGCGCAACUGGGUGCUGAAGAACGAGGAUCUGCAGAAUGUGCGCUGCGAUGAUACGUUCCUGUUGCGUUUUCUGCGCGCCAAAAAGUUUAGCGUGCCGAUGGCUGAGCAGACGCUGCUCAAGUAUCUGAACGUGAGACGCACCUUUCCGCACAUGGCCACCAAGCUGGAUUUUCUGGAGCCGCGACUGAGCGACCUCAUCGAACAGGGCUACAUAUUCGCGGUGCCGAAGCGGGACAAGCACGGCCGGCGGGUGGUGAUCAUCAAUGCCAAAGGUUUGAAUCCAAAGUUUCACACAAGCAGCGACCAGGCGAAGGCUCACUUUCUCACCUACGAGUGCCUGAUGGAGGAUCAGGAGACGCAAAUCACGGGUCUGAGUCAUGUGGGCGACUUUGCGGGCGUCACCACAUCGCAUGUCACCAACUGGAAUCCCACGGAAUUUGCGCGCGUCUUCAAAUGGGGCGAACAAUCGCUGCCCAUGCGUCACAAGGAGAUUCAUCUGAUCAAUGUGCCCUCCACGUUGAAAUGGCUGAUUGACUUUGUGAAGAAUCGCGUCAGCUCCAAGAUGAAAAACCGUCUCAACAUCUACGGCAGCGAGAAGGAGCUGAUGAAGGCCGUCGAUGCCGACUGUCUGCCUCAAGAGAUGGGCGGCAUCAUGCCCAUGCGUGAGAUGAUUGAGCUCUGGAAACAGGAGCUGGCCGGCAAGCGGGAUCUGGUCCUGGCACUGGAUCAGAGCAUGCUGCUCUCAGAUCGGGGCAUACAGCGGCGCAGUAGCUACAAUUCCGAGAAGAACGGCACGGGCACCAAUUUCGUCUCACAGAUCGAGUCCAUCGAGGGCAGUUUUCGGAAACUGGAGUUCGACUAGGAUGCAUUCGAUGCACAGCGUCCAUUGUAGACAUUUAAGCUUUAGCAUUAGGCAUUAUCCUUAAUUUGUAAUGGCACACGCAGCGCUACGCUUUGUUGGCUCAUCUACCCGGCUGGCAGCAACUGUUCCGCUGGGCUGGGAGCGGGCACUCGCUUCGCUUUUCGGUGGCACCCCGCUUUAUUAAUCCUGCGCUUCUUUUGUAAACUAUUUGUUUUGUGGAGUACAAUAAAAAACGAGAGGAACAACUUGGAAGCUU
This is a messenger RNA of Drosophila novamexicana, 1428 nucleotides long. RefSeq names its product alpha-tocopherol transfer protein-like (gene Cralbp). Gene Ontology annotation, cellular component: membrane. The record is from RefSeq and is a predicted model, not a curated record. The transcript has 2 exons. Lineage: Eukaryota; Metazoa; Arthropoda; Insecta; Diptera; Drosophilidae. Gene Ontology annotation, molecular function: phosphatidylinositol bisphosphate binding. Bases 189 to 1172 code for a protein of 327 amino acids.